This is a messenger RNA of Ctenopharyngodon idella (grass carp), 3705 nucleotides long. RefSeq names its product zinc finger protein 501-like. Gene Ontology annotation, molecular function: DNA-binding transcription activator activity, RNA polymerase II-specific; RNA polymerase II cis-regulatory region sequence-specific DNA binding. Gene Ontology annotation, cellular component: nucleus. Gene Ontology annotation, biological process: regulation of transcription by RNA polymerase II. NCBI's taxonomy places the organism in Eukaryota, Metazoa, Chordata, Actinopteri, Cypriniformes, Xenocyprididae. The record is from RefSeq and is a predicted model, not a curated record. The transcript has 2 exons. Bases 161 to 1591 code for a protein of 476 amino acids.
UUACCAAGAUGCCAAAAACAUCGAAGAAGACGAAAAGACGCGCUCCGAACUGCCAUUCAAAACAAGAGAUUUGCGUUCUUGAAGCAUCACGAAUCAGUUUUAACAAAAUUAUAAUAAUAAAAAAAAAAAAAAAAAACGAUCACAAUAUACAAGUAAAGCCAUGCAUUCAGACUAUGAGGAAGAGCAGAAACCUGUAAAGAUGGAGUUUAUUGAAGAUUACAGCGAGAACAAGAGUGAUCCAGAACCAUUCAUAGUGAAACAAAAAGAUACUGAAGAACAGAGAGACCUGGAAGAAGAUGGGGAGAGUGAAGAACUGAAUGAAGUGGAGGAGAAAUGUCAUGUCAAAACUGCAGAAACUUGCUCACAGACUGAAAGUAAAUGUGUAGAAAGAAGAGCCAUCAAAUAUAUCACCUGCCCUCAGUGUGGAAAAAGAUUCUCAUACAAACAUAGUCUUAAACGUCACAUGAGAACUCAUAGUGGAGAGAAGCCGCACACGUGUGAUCAGUGUGGGAGUACUUUUGCCACAGCUGCUGUAUUGCAUCGGCACCAGAGAAUUCACACUGGAGAAAAACCUUACAAGUGUUCACAAUGUGACAAGAGAUUCAGUCAGUCACAACAUCUGAAAAGACAUGAGAGGAUCCAUGCUGGAGAGAAACCGCACACAUGUGAUCAAUGCGGGAAGAAUUUUGCACAAGCAAACUGUCCUAAACUAUAUCUGUGCUCUCACUCUGGAGAAAGAUCAUUUAACUGUGAUCAAUGCGGUAAAACAUUUCUUAGGGCAGAUAACCUGAAGGACCACCUGAAGGUCCAUACAAAGGAGAAGCCUUACAUGUGUUCUUUGUGUGGAAAGAGUUAUUCAAAGCGGGGUUAUUUUAAAAUACACCAGAAAACACACUGUGGUGUGAAGGAUCAUAUGUGCUUUGAUUGUGGGAAGACCUUUACUAGAUCUGACAUAUUGAAACAGCACCAGAGAAUUCACACUGGAGAAAAACCUUACAAGUGUUCACACUGUGACAAGAGUUUCAGUCUGUCAGGAAAUCUGAAAACACAUGAGAGGACCCAUACUGAAGAGAAGCCGCACACAUGUGAUCAAUGUGGGAAAAGUUUUAAAGAAAAAGGAACCCUUAAGUCACACAUGAAAAUCCACACUGGAGUGAAGCCGUACACAUGUGAUCAAUGUGGGAAGAGUUUCACACAUUCUAACACUCUUAAAUUACAUCUGCGUUCUCACUCUGGAGAAAGACCAUUUACCUGUGAUCAAUGUGGUAAAUCAUAUUUUUCAUCAUCAUCCCUGAAGAUCCACCUGAAAGUUCACACAAAGGAGAAGCCUUACAUGUGUUCUUUGUGUGGAAAGAGCUUUACUCAGAUGGGUACUUUAAAAAUACACCAGAAAAGUCACACAGGUGUGAAGAAUCACAUGUGCUUUGAUUGUGGGAAGACCUUUUUUACAGAUGCCGUAUUGAAACAGCACCAGAAAAUUCACACUGGAGAAAAACCUUACAAGUGUUCAUACUGUGACAAGAGAUUCAGGCAGUCAGGAAACCUGAAAAGACAUGAGAAGAUCCACACUGGAGAAAAGCCGCAUACGUGAUCAGUGUGGGAAGAGUUUAACUCUCUCAGGUUCUCUACUGCGUCAUACUAAAAACAAAUGUGGUAUACUGUUGCCGAACAUUGAGACGCUGCCUGCACUGCUGACGUUUAGUUGAGCAUGUAAUAAAAGUGAUGUGGGCUGCUUAAUUAUUGUGUAGUCUUAAUUAUCCAGCUCCUUCUGGUUGAAGAUCGAGUGAAAGCAUCAAUGCUAUAUAUGAAUUAUUUUUGAUUUUGGCAGAUCUGGUCUUUCUACACAGCAGUAACUUAUAUGGAGAUAGAAUUGUUCCAUUAUUCCAAAUAAAUAGAUUAUAAUCCACAAAUAAAUGUAAAGAGAUUCACAAAAAAAUAAUCAAAUGCAAUUAUGCACAAAAAAUAGAAUGAGAUCCACAAAUAUAUGUUAGGAGUUUCACAAAAAAUUAAUUUAAGACAAAGAAGAGAAGAUAUUGUUGAAUAAAGUCGUUAUUUUUGUGCACAAAAGUAUUCUCGUCCCUUCAUAACAUUAAAGUUGAACCACUACAGUCAUGUGGACUAUUUUAACAAUGUCUUUAAUACCUUUCUGGACCUUGAAAGUGGUGGUUAAAUUGCUGUCUAUAGAGGAUAGAAAAACCUCUCGGAUUACAUCAAAAAUGUCUUAAUUUGUUUUCCGAAGAUGAACGAAGGUCUUACGGGUGUGGAACGACAUGAGUGUGAGUAAUUAAUGACAGAAAUGUCAUUUUUGGGUGAACUAACCCUUUAAAACACUAAAACUGUGUUAUAUGUUUAGUUCAUUUGUGUUCAUUGGUUUAGUUCAAAUGUUUCCAAGAAUGUUUAAAUCCAGAGAAAUGAGCAAUUUUAGUGCCCCGACCCAUCACCUGUCAAUGACGUCAUACCCGCGUUACCCUCGAUUUCCGGUUUUACUUCCGUAUAAACCAUGGAAAUACCACAGAUGCCUAAAUAUAUUAUGUGUUUAGACAGGUGACCAACUGUAUACAUUUAUACAAACAGAAAACUAAUCAUAUAGCUCAACACUGGUACUGUACUCGUUUUCUUGAUUUACCAUGUUUUUACCGUGCGUCAGAGACAACACUAUUUUGUCAAGAAUCAGAUGCAACUUAGUUUGCAGUAAUAGUAAUACAGCAUUUUAUUCAUCAUACAAUAUAUUUUAAAAUUAAUUGCAUGCCAUUCAGCAGCACAAGCCAUCCAGUAUUUAUUAAUAUUAUAUUCUAAUAUCGAUCUAGCUUACUGCAGCGUGCAACAAGUGUCUCAUAGCAGCUGCCGAGCGAACGCACAGAGUAGCAUUAUAACCAGUACUUUCAACUCACUCAAAUGUAUCUAGUAUGAUAAACAGCACUGGGGUAACCCAGAUAUUCUUGACCAGUUACAAGAUAUUUGGUUUCUAAGAUUUUCAGUUCCAGUGGGCGGAGCAUAGGCUACAUGAAUAUUCACGAGUUUCCCGGACAUGCGCGUAGAACUGAGUAUUUUAUUUCAGCUCCUCCUUGUAUCUCAGCAGGUUUAAUGGAUUAUUUCAAAAAGGUAAAUAGUUUCAGCGUUGCAUGAACAUAUGCCUUAACUUUAACUGUUUAUCGUUUCGUAACCGUUUGUUUUAUUAGUUUGCACGUUUUGUGCAGUCAUCCCUGACUGAAUGAUUGCAGGCAUUCAAUUAGGGUAAAGCCUCUUCCUCUUGCUCUUCCUUUGUACUUUAUGAUGCUUUAAAACUGUUUUACUAAUUCUUAUAUUUGUUGAAUGCAAUAAUUGAAAUAAACCUGUAUGAUGUAGACUAACACUUUUUUUAAUCUGUCCUGGUGUGAUUGUUCUUAAAUUCUUGUUCAUUUUGUAAAUAUAAGCCAAAUAACUUAAUACCAUACACGAGCAUGAAUGAGCUGCUUUAAUACACAAGUAAAAUUGAACAAAAUUGUAUGGGCAAAAGUGUAAAAAUUACAUUUGGUUCAACUACUGUAAAUGAGAAAAGUACUUCAUGUCUUUUUACAGCAACCAGAUUGAUGUUUACAUAAUUUUAUUUACAAAUAUGCAUACUGUCAAAAUGAUGUAAAAUAUAUAUUUUAAAAAUGUUUUGAUUAAUAAGUGUGCUUGUGCUUGUUUUGAUAAACUAAUAUAUACAAUACUGUUCAAAAGUUG